GCCAGGCUUGCUUGCCAGUGUGUGGACUGCUUUUAGUUCACACCAGCAGGUGGUUUUCAGAGGAUGGCCUCGACUUCUGCUGCUCAUGCCCAUCUUUCUGAAUAUGAGAUCUGGUGGAGGGACCACUACACUUUCCUCGAAGAAAAAGGCUACAAGCUACGCAGUCGCUACAGUCCGGACUGGGUGCCCUCUUGGACGAACACCAACAAAGUUGACAUAAAUUGCGAGGAUGGAAUAAGGUCGCCACACUAUCUUCUGCUGGAUGCACGGCGCGCUCGAGAUGGUGCUCGCGUGUCACUUAAAUGUAUAGACAUAUCGCGACAUCCUUAUGAGAUAGAGAUCGGUCGCUAUUUCUGUAGCUCACCUCUCGGCGAGGAGCCAGCCAACCAUUGCGUGCCAAUCUACGAUGUUCUAGAGGUACCCAACAACGAUCAUCUUAUGAUACUGGUCAUGCCGUUACUUCGACGUACUACGGAUCCCUAUUUUGACACAGUCGGGGAAGUGGUAGACUGCAUCCACCAGCUUUUCGAGGGGCUGCGAUUCAUGCACAUGCAUCACGUCGCUCACCGGGACUGUAUGCAGCUGAAUAUACUGAUGGACGGCAGCAUGUUUAUAGAUGCAUGGCACCCAAGUGAACAAUAUAUGUCGGAGGACCUCAAACGUGCGGCCAGGCAUCGUACGCGCACGCAGUCGCCGCCACGAUACUACUACAUAGACUUUGGUAUCUCCCGUAAAUAUGAUGCGUCCAACACCAACCCAGUGGAAAUGCCCAUAUAUGGUGGAGAUAAAGGAGUACCAGAGUUCGCGGAAGACUACAGCAAACCUUGGAACCCAUUCCCGACGGAUGUCUGGUAUCUUGGGCAUGCUAUCCAAGAAACCUUUCUCGAUCGCUACUCAGGUGUGGAAUUCCUGAGCGAUCUGGUGUCGGACAUGCUGCGCUCCGAUCCAGCACAACGUCCGAACAUGGAGGAUGUUUUUUCUCGAUUCCAGGUUCUACGUCAAGGCCUCAGCAACUGGAAAUUACGUUCCCGGGUGGCUCAUGAUGACGAAAGAUCUCUUUUUGAUUUGUUAGGCCACUGGGCCCGUCGCAUUCAGUACAUAGUACGCAGGGUUCCCCCGACGCACACCUCGCUGUCAUAGAGCGAACUUUUUUCAAUUACCAGUCUCUUACUAGCAAUGCACGAGUUUUCUGCUUUUGAGCACUGCCCGCAUUAUGGAGUGCCAGGCGUCAUGCUGACUUCACGCUGCAUAUUUAAUUGCAGAGCGUCAGGUGCAACAG
This is a messenger RNA of Suillus paluster, 1279 nucleotides long. RefSeq lists its product as uncharacterized. The transcript is spliced from 5 exons. The record is from RefSeq and is a predicted model, not a curated record. Gene Ontology annotation, biological process: protein phosphorylation. Lineage: Eukaryota; Fungi; Basidiomycota; Agaricomycetes; Boletales; Suillaceae. Gene Ontology annotation, molecular function: protein kinase activity; ATP binding. The coding region runs from base 64 to 1140 and encodes 358 amino acids.